Molecule: messenger RNA, 6510 nt
Organism: Athene cunicularia (burrowing owl)
Lineage: Eukaryota; Metazoa; Chordata; Aves; Strigiformes; Strigidae
Gene: ARHGAP42
Product: Rho GTPase activating protein 42
Exons: 24
Coding region: 87-2549 (820 amino acids)
Biological process (GO): signal transduction
Cellular component (GO): cytoplasm
Molecular function (GO): GTPase activator activity; protein binding
Source: RefSeq, a predicted model, not a curated record
GCUGACUGAAGGAUUGCUUCUAAUAUCCUGCCAGCUCAGCCAUCGCCCCUUUGCUUCUGCUGUCUUUGAAGCCAUACGAUUUAUCCAUGGCAGUGCAAAAAUUUUCACAGUCUUUACAAGAUUUCCAGUUUGAGUGUAUUGGAGAUGCUGAAACUGAUGAUGAAAUUAAUAUUGCCCAGUCACUGAAAGAGUUUGCUCGGCUCCUGAUUGCUGUUGAAGAGGAGAGGAGACGACUGAUCCAGAAUGCUAAUGAUGUGCUAAUAGCACCGCUGGAGAAGUUUCGUAAAGAGCAAAUAGGAGCAGCAAAAGAUGGGAAGAAGAAGUUUGACAAGGAAAGUGAGAAGUAUUAUUCCAUCCUAGAGAAACACUUAAAUUUAUCAGCAAAGAAGAAAGAAUCUCAUUUGCAAGAUGCAGAUACACAGAUUGACAGAGAACAUCAGAACUUUUAUGAAGCAUCGCUAGAAUAUGUUUUUAAAAUUCAAGAAGUACAAGAGAAAAAGAAAUUUGAAUUUGUAGAACCUCUCUUGGCCUUUCUUCAAGGAUUAUUUACAUUUUACCAUGAAGGAUAUGAACUGGCUCAGGAGUUUGCACCAUACAAGCAGCAACUGCAGUUCAAUUUGCAAAACACCCGGAAUAAUUUUGAAAGCACUAGGCAAGAAGUGGAGAGACUCAUGCAAAGAAUGAAAUCAGCCAACCAGGAUUACAGACCGCCAAGUCAAUGGACAAUGGAAGGCUAUCUCUAUGUGCAGGAGAAACGACCUCUUGGAUUUACAUGGGUAAAACAUUACUGCACUUACGAUAAAGGAACAAAAACAUUUACAAUGAGUAUAGCUGAAACAAAAUCUGGUGGAAAAGUGAAUGGCCUUGUCACAAGCUCACCAGAAAUAUUCAAGCUAAAGUCUUGCAUCAGGAGAAAGACGGAUUCAAUUGACAAACGUUUCUGUUUUGAUAUUGAAGUAUUUGAGAGACCUGGAAUCAUCACACUGCAAGCUUUUUCAGAAUCCAACAGAAAACUUUGGCUCGAAGCUAUGGAUGGAAAGGAACCAAUCUACACGCUGCCAGCCAUUAUUAGCAAGAAGGAGGAAAUGUUCUUAAAUGAAGCAGGUUUCAACUUUGUGAGGAAAUGUAUUCAUGCUGUAGAAACAAGGGGUAUUACAAUCCUGGGGCUGUACAGAAUAGGUGGUGUAAACUCCAAGGUGCAAAAGCUGAUGAAUACCAUAUUUUCCCCUAAAUCUCCUCCUGAUAUGGAUAUUGAUAUGGAACUUUGGGACAAUAAAACAAUAACAAGUGGACUAAAAAACUACCUCAGGUGUCUUUCAGAACCACUGAUGACUUUCAAGCUGCACAAAGAUUUCAUUGUUGCUGUUAAGUCAGAUGAUCAGAACUACAGAGUUGAGGCAGUGCAUGCACUUGUGCAUAAGUUACCAGAAAAGAACAGAGAGAUGCUGGACAUCCUUAUCAAGCACUUGGUCAAGGUAUCUUUACACAGUCAGCAAAAUCUAAUGACUGUAUCCAACCUUGGUGUUAUCUUUGGACCAACUCUGAUGAGAGCCCAAGAAGAAACCGUGGCUGCUAUGAUGAACAUUAAGUUUCAGAAUAUCGUCGUUGAAAUUCUGAUAGAGCAUUAUGAAAAGAUAUUUCACACGGCACCAGACCCCAAUAUUCCUCUUCCCCAACCUCAGUCCCGAUCAGGUUCAAGAAGGACAAGAGCAAUUUGUCUAUCUACAGGCUCACGUAAACCCAAAGGAAGAUAUACACCAUGUCUAGCGGAUCCUGACAGUGACUCAUACAGCAGUAGCCCAGACAGCACUCCCAUGGGCAGCAUUGAAUCUCUCUCUUCUCACUCCUCUGAGCAGAACAGCACCACCAAAUGUGCACCCUCACAGCCCAGGGAGAAGUCGGGAGGGAUUCCAUGGAUUGCCUCUCCCCCUUCUUCUAAUGGCCAGAAGAGUUCAGGCCUCUGGACUACUAGUCCAGAAUCCUCAUCAAAGGAGGAUGCAACCAAAACAGAUGUGGAGUCGGACUGCCAAAGUGUAGCUUCUGUCACUGGACCAGAGAAUGCCUCUCCACCAACAGACUUGACCAAAAAGAGUUCAUACAAUCUGUCUGGGCUGAAAAGGUCUUCAGCAUCUUCCCUUAGAUCAAUUCCGUCAGCUGAAGGUAACAAAAGCUGCAGUGGAUCUAUACAGAGCUUAUCUUCAACAGAUACCAAAGAUACACCAAAGGUUCCACCAAACCCUGAUUUGCCUCCUAAAAUGUGCAGGAGAUUAAGAUUAGAUACUGCAUCAAGUAAUGGCUAUCAAAGACCAGGAUCUGUAGUGGCUGCAAGAGCGCAGUUGUUUGAAAGUGCUGGUUCACUUAAACAAGUUUCUUCAGGACGACAAGCAAAAGCCAUGUAUUCCUGUAAGGCUGAGCAUAGUCAUGAGCUGUCUUUCCCACAGGGGGCAAUAUUUUCCAAUGUGUAUCCAUCAGUGGAACCAGGCUGGUUAAAAGCAACCUAUGAAGGCAAAACAGGACUCGUUCCAGAGAAUUAUGUUGUCUUCCUCUAGUAAUCUUUAGUGGACAGCAAUAUCUUCAUGGUAUCCAUGGUAACAAAUAAUGAGCACUAUGAUUUUUAUCUGACACAGAUAUGGGAUCAGCCCGUUAGCUGAGUGGUAGAUUUCCUUCAGAUACUGCAGCUGCAGGUUACACAGCUCCCUAUCAAUGGAACAGAAUGUAAUGAAACAGUUAACGGUUUCUGUACUGAAGACGGUACUCUGUUUAAAUAACUUCCAUUGUUUGCAAAAGGUUGUUCUGUUCUUCUUUUAUGGGUAAGGAACACUAGAGCAAUAAAAUAAAAAAGUUGCUAUUUAGCUGCAGACUUUCAGGUCCUAGGAUGUUGCUUACAGAAAGAGUGAAAUUUAGAGGCAAUGCACUCUGUGACAUUUCUUGCAAUCUAUGAUUUUUAAUAUGGAAAUUUAUUUUUUUUUCACAAUGUAAGUAAUGCUUCUAUUGUGAUCUGAAUUCUGCCUUAGAAAACUUGAUUCUAAAAUUAGUCCUAAUCAUUUCAAAUAAGAAAUGAGUUUUCCAUAAGUCAGAAGUUUGAACUUCUGUUAGUCUGAGAUUACAGCAUGGUAUAGAAUUUAUGCAACUGAUAAUAAAAUCAGUUUAUACACUGCCUGAGCAGUAAGUGCUCAUUCAAAAUGUGAUACAUUUAAUUAAUGUUUCAUUCAAAUAAUUUUUAGAUUUAUUUCCUUGUUUCUGUAUCAGUGUAGAUAAUAUUAACAACUUUCAUUUCUAUGAUACCCAUCAUCUGGAAGAUUUUCUUUGUGUAUCUCAGAACAACAUCUGAGUGAUUGAAUCUAGUCAUGUGAACUGAGCAGUGAAAAACAAUAUGUUUUGAAACUUGAGACAAAUUGUAAUGGAGUCCUUUUCCAGCUUUUUCCACUGCAAGUAAGACAAAUGGCCUGUGCAGUAGCUAAUUUUUAUAAACUAUGAAUGCUGAAAGCUCCAUGUAGCAAUAAAAGUAUUUAGUAUUACUUCUCCUGAUUUCUGCUAAACUAUUUGACAAAGACCUCCCCUUCUACAGAAUAAAAAAGACUGACUUUUCAGAGGUUUUGUAAAGACCUAUUGAUUGCUCCUGGUAGGACUGAAAAAAAAAAAAAACAAAAAAAACUCAAAAAAAAAAACCCAAACCAUAGCAGCUCUUUCAGUCUGAGCAUCUUUCUUGCACACGUUGAGGGAAAACAUGCACUGCUUGCUUGGUUAUUUGCCAUGCCCAAUUGAGAACAAGAUAUUUAAGCUUCAUAUUAGUAAUUCUUCAGCAUUAGUGCUACAGAAAGAAUUCACUGUUUCAUAGACCUAUCUAGGCUUAGUUUCAUAGACCUGUCAAGGCUUAGUUCUUCAGUAACAGAAAUCCAUAUAUAAAUCUUCUGUUAAUUGCCAAGUUGUAUGUUACUUUCAGAAAAUUUAAGGAACAACAUCUGUUAGGACUAAAAACAUCAGUAAUCUUUUACUUUCUUCUUUUUUUUUUUUUCUAUAGCCUUUUUCUUGUUUAAAUUAGAAAAUAAGAUUUAUUGCCAACAUAAACAAGCACAUCAGAACCUUCUUUACUUGUAGGUAGUGCAUGAUUUCUGCAGAGCAAUUCUGUGUUGGAGUUCGGGCUGGUGGCAAAAGCCUGCAGGAUAUUUCUUGCUAAUUAAAGUACCAAGGGGUGAUCAGGGAAGGAGAGAGCCUGGGAGAGCAUCCUCCCCAAAAAUGGUCUAGUUUUUCAGAGGAGGAGUCUGUGUAAGGCUGACUGCAGGAAGUUGAGGACAGACCCCUUGAAUUAGUGACUGAGUGAUGUGGGUUCUGUCUUCACUCAAAACAGUUUCAUUAAGUCCCAAAUCAUGUUUCACUUCACCUUAAGACCAGACUAUGUUCAGUGCGUUGUGGUGAAGGGUUGUUCCAGACAAUGUCACAGGCAGUGAAGGCAGAUGUGUGUGCUCAUCUAAUUUGCCCAGAGCAGAUGUGAAAGGAAGUGAAGGUCUUUUCUCACCAGGUUAAGCCUUUCUUAGUUUUAAGGUAAGCCAAGUUUUCUUCGUGUAAGCUAUGCCUGAAACUGCCAUUGCCCUGGCAGUCAGCAUGGUUUUGGUUGUGGUUUUGCUGUAUUUCACAAUCCAGAAGUUACAGGCUACCAAAAGGCUUACCUCUGGUGACCCUCCUAGAAGUGCUGCUGCAGGCAAAAAGGAGCAGAAAGAGAGGAAGAGCUUGGAGCAGGGGCUGGAGGCCCAGCACAUCUCAUCCAUGCAAAUAAAUGCAGUGAUCUGGGGUGAAAAAUCCCAACUUCUAUCUAUUGUACCGGGGUCAGUGGCAAUCUGACCAUGUUGAACAUCCUUUGAUGACCUCUUAUCCCUCUUAGGAGCAGUUUAGUUGUAAAAUUCUUGAGAAACAGAGAAAUGGAAAAUGUUUGCUCUUACUUGCUUUUCUUUAACCUGAUUUAAAAAGAAGGGGAAAAAAGCUAACCUUAGGUAAUCUCACAGCUUUUGUGUGUCUGUGGCUAUUCUCCAGUACUGUGUUUUGAAACUAGCGGAUCUCAGUGCAAGCAAAAGGACUCAAAGAUGCCAAGUUCAUUAAAAAUUUUGUAAAAAUUCAAAGUUCAGUUACCAAUUAAGUAAGUAGAGUCUGUAAAGUGCUGAGGGAAAGGUUGUAGAAAGACCCUUCAGAGGAGAGGUGUUUUGCCUGUUCCCAUGCAUUCAUCUCACAUUAGACACAAAAUUGAAUUGCAGAAGGCAACUUGAUAAGAAACUGGAUCCCAUUCAUUCUGCUAUUCACAAAACAAACCUCUAUUUUCCUCUGUCAGACUCUGCACUUACUCAGGCCCUUCUUCUGAACCAGCCAAAUGAUCAUGUAAAUAAUUUUAAAGUAGCUUUAAAUAGGCAUUUCCAUCUGAAAAACAUUGUGCCCAUUCUUUAUUACACUUAACCAUUCACUUUCAGUGAAUAGAGUUUUCUUUUUUUGGGGGGGCGGGGGUGGGGGUGUUCAUCUCUUCUGCGGUACCUAACGAGCACUUUCUGUAUAAUGUCACUGCUGGGCUGCAGAUGCUCCAGCUCUUUCCUGACUUUCCAAGGGGGAGUUGUACAACAAACUCAAAAGUUAAGUAACUGAGUCUUCAAAGACUGAAAGGGGGGAGAGGGCAGUACCAAAGCUUGUCUAAUGAUGAUACUUUCAGGCCUGACCAAAUAUCCAUUCUGGUAAUUGCAAAGGAUCAGAAAUCCAGGUAAAUUAAUAUAUAAUAUCUUGAUAGUGCCUUACCAGAAAAUUACCCAAGCUGAACUAAAUUAGUUCAUAGUAUUAAUUUACUGGGUUUUAUGAAAGUCAGAUGCAUUCUACAGGCAAAGGUUGCGCAAUAUUUUUAUUAUUAUCCUUCCUAAAAAACCACAGCAGUUCUUUUCCAAAUAUCACUGUAUUACUCAAGGUAGAUGACAUGUUGUGAUUGCUGAUUGUCAUGAGGAAAUAAUGUCUGUACCCACAACUUAUGUAAUUAGCCAUGUUUUUUCUUUGUUAAACCUCUUGAUACAUGUUGCAGCACAACAUUAAUAAAAUUAAUAGUGUGAAGGACUGAUAUAUUGUAUGAUAAAUAUGUAAAGUAUAUUAUUAUUUUAUAGUCACACUUUUUAUCAAUGAUUAUAAAGAUAAAAAAUAUUUUUGGUGUAAUUCCUAUGAGUUCAGUAUUAAAAUGUCCUUGCCAUAUUUUGGCAUUUAGAGUUAUAUGUAACAAAACUGUUAAAUUAAACCAUAGCUAUCACUUAUGUCCCUAACUAAUCUAUUCAUUCUUCAGUUAUUUCUGGAAAAAAAAAAAAAAAGAUGCAGAGAUUUGCUGACCAGAGCUAUUCUGUGAUAGUAACUUAUUUUCCUUUUAUAUGUUUUCUGGUGCUAAUCUCUAUUCUUUUCCUGUAAUUGGAUUCAGUUGUAAUGUGCCUUUAGGAAAGACAUGUUAGGAGAAGAGAAGUUACAAAAUUCAGCAGCUCAGAACAGUAAUUACAAUAACAA